UAUUAGACAUCACAAUAUAUAUAGAGAAACCAUUGCAAGAAAGAAAAGAGAGAGAGAGAAACAUGAGUAUGGAAAGGAGACAAGGAGUGGAGAGCUAAGGGUGUGUUUGGUCUUGAAGAGAAAAAGGAAAGGAAAAAAAAAGAAAACUUUAAAAAGAAAAGAAAAAAAAAGAGAGAAAAAAGAAUGGAAGAACAGCUUAGCUCCUUAGCUGUGACUCAUCUUCUUCAACACACCCUUAGAAGCUUAUGUAUCCAUGAAAACUCUCAGUGGGUUUAUGCUGUCUUCUGGAGAAUUUUGCCCAGAAAUUACCCCCCUCCCAAGUGGGACACCCAAGGAAGUGCUUAUGACAGGUCAAGGGGCAAUAGAAGAAACUGGAUAUUGGUAUGGGAAGAUGGGUUUUGCAACUUCGCAGCGGCGGCGGCGGAAGAAUGUGCGGCGGCCGGCGGCCAGCAGGCGGCGGCGUACGAUAAUAAUUACCAGGAGCAGCAGCAGUACCACCAAGGGCUUCAGCCGGAGCUCUUCUUCAAGAUGUCCCACGAAAUCUACAACUAUGGCGAAGGAAUAAUAGGAAAAGUGGCGGCAGAUCACAGCCAUAAAUGGAUCUAUAAUAAAGAACCAAAUGAUGAUCAAGAAAUCAGCUUCUUGUCUGCAUGGCAUACCUCUGCUGAUUCUCAUCCAAGGACUUGGGAGGCUCAGUUUCGAUCCGGCAUUAAGACCAUAGCUUUGAUUGCUGUUAGAGAAGGUGUUAUCCAAUUGGGAGCUGUUCAUAAGGUUGUUGAAGACUUGAGCUAUGUGGUGUUACUAAGAAAAAAGUUCAACUACAUAGAGAGCAUUCCGGGAGUCCUGCUCCCGCACCCGUCCUCAUCGGGGUACCCGAUGAGGACUGACGGCGGCGGCUACGGUCAGGAACCGUGGCCGCCGUCGCAUUUUCUGGCGGGGCCGCCAUCGGAGUACUACGACCACCACCACCACUUCAACCAGUCUCCACCGGCAGCGAUGGUGAAGAUGGUGACCCCAUCGAUGACAAGCCUAGAGGCCCUUCUCUCCAAGCUCCCCAGCGUGGUCCCCGCCACGUCGUCCGGAAACUACUCCGACGCCGCCCUCCCGCCUCACUACCUGGCGGCGUCGGGCGGCGGCAUCGGGCGGCCGCCGGAGAUGGUGGCCAAGGAAGAGUAUGAUGAAGGGGAGUAUGAAGACAACAACAAUAACUAUGAAGACAACAUGAAUAACUGCAAGGAUGUUGGAGAGAGUAGCAGCUCCAUGUCUUAUAAUCAUCAUCAUCAUCAUCACCAUAAUUAUGGGUAUCGUUAUGAUUUGAAUGUGAGGGAUUAUAAUUGAUUGUUAUUAUAAUUAUUUAUGAGGGGUGAAGUACUAAGUUAACAAUAAUAAUGUAGCCUACCCUCAUGAUUAUUUGUUGCUUGAAUUAAGGUUGCUAGCUUAAUUACUAGUACUUCUAUCCAAAAAAAUCUUCUUGGUUUGACCUAAUAUGCUUGCUUAAUAAGAGAUUAAAAAUCCGUUUAAUGUUAAGUAAAAGGUAUAGCUAAAG
Molecule: messenger RNA, 1546 nt
Organism: Cuscuta campestris
Lineage: Eukaryota; Viridiplantae; Streptophyta; Magnoliopsida; Solanales; Convolvulaceae
Source: the annotation of a GenBank genome assembly